AUGAACCAACCAGAUCUAACGCUCGAGAGCCUUGCCGCUCGUGUUCUUAAUUUGACAACUGUGCUAACCACAGCUCUGCAAGAGCGAAACAGUCCCCAGCCAUCAUUCUCCCAAGAUGCUCCCGACUUCCUUUCACCUGCUCCAGAGGUGCAAGGUCCGCGAUUGCAGCUCAUCGAAACUUUGACAAAGAUGCUGCAUCUAGCUACUGGACCAACUGAAUACUUGCUUCACCAGUGUCUCUUGCCUAAUGCCGACGGCCUGAUAGUGGACUUUCUCAACCGGUUCGAUAUCUGGCAUCUUGUUCCACUAAACGGUUCUGCCAGUUAUGCCGACAUUGCCACUGCAAUUCAGCUUCCUGAAGUGACUGAAACACCUGGGUCAGAUCGCAUCAUUCACUCCGCAGCAUCCGCAUACGUCGCUCGUGACGCUGCUAGGAGUGCAUUCAUAGGGCACUGUAUGGAAGAUGUGCGUCCCGCUGCUGCAGUCGGAGUAGAUGCUCUUCAGAAAUUUUACCUCGGGCUCAAAGAACAUAGCGAGGAACAAGAGCAUUGUCCCACAUAUUUGGCCAGCGACAGGGGGAAAGUCCGCGGAACAUCCUACUGGGAGUUCGCCGAGACGUAUGAAGAGCCAGGGAAGCCGAAAGGAUAUCGUGCCGAGCGGUUUGCCUUGGCCAUGAAGGCAUUAUCUCAGACGCAACUGACGGCCCAGGUACUCGACAAAUUUGACUGGGAGAGUCUCGGAGAUGCGACUGUGGUAGAUGUUGGCGGAUCGACCGGACACAUUAGUCUUCUUCUUGCUAAAGCACACCCUCGGCUCAAGAUGAUUGUUCAAGACUUUCCAGAGGUCGAAACCAGUUUCAAUGAAGCAAUAGCUUCGUCAGAAUACGCAUCACGCAUCUCAUUUCAUGCAUACAACUUUUUCGAACCACAAACUCUCACAGCCAACGCCUAUCUAUUCAAGUCCAUCUUCCAUGAUUGGUCAGACAAAUACGUAGUACAGAUUCUGAGGAACUUGCUUCCGGUGCUCAAGUCCGGAGUGCAUAUCAUCAUAUUUGACAAUAUUAUUCCCCCGGAUCAUGAUGAGCACGGCAAACCGGUAGUACCGCUCCCAACUCGAAGACUUCUUGGGGCAGUUGAUUUACAGAUGUUUGUAAAUCACAAUUCGAAAGAGCGCAAGGCAUCAGACUGGACUGAAGUUGUCAAGCGGGCUGAUAGUCGCUUCGAGCUGAUGGGGUUCUAUACUGUAGUUGGAUCACCAAUGGGAAUUGUCGAUGUUGUCUUCAAUACAUAG
Molecule: messenger RNA, 1290 nt
Organism: Trichoderma virens Gv29-8
Lineage: Eukaryota; Fungi; Ascomycota; Sordariomycetes; Hypocreales; Hypocreaceae
Exons: 4
Coding region: 1-1290 (429 amino acids)
Molecular function (GO): O-methyltransferase activity
Source: RefSeq, a predicted model, not a curated record